AUGCUUACAGUUCUCCUGGCCCCACCAGCCGUGAGGUACAAGGAUUCCUUAAAAGAAGACGUUCAGAAGGCAGAUCAUGUCAUUAGUAACACAGGGGCAGGAAGCUCUUUGGAGACUCUGGAAAAAGGAAAGCCACUUGUGGUGGUGGUUAUAGAUGAAGAGUUGAUGAACAGUCAUCAACUAGAAUUGGCAGAGCAGCCCCAGAAAGAGGGGCAUCACCUCUGUUGUGCCUGCAGCAGCUUAGUGGACUUAACAACACUGAAAUGUUACCCUCCUGGCCAGCCAGAAAAAUUGUCUGCAUUUUUGGAUAAAGUUGUUGGAUUACAAAAAUAAAUACUUAAGCUUUCAACACUUAAAAACACCUCCUCCCCAAA
This is a messenger RNA of Otolemur garnettii (small-eared galago), 374 nucleotides long. RefSeq names its product UDP-N-acetylglucosamine transferase subunit ALG13 homolog. Gene Ontology annotation, biological process: dolichol-linked oligosaccharide biosynthetic process. Bases 1 to 333 code for a protein of 110 amino acids. The record is from RefSeq and is a predicted model, not a curated record. Gene Ontology annotation, molecular function: hexosyltransferase activity. The transcript has a single exon. Lineage: Eukaryota; Metazoa; Chordata; Mammalia; Primates; Galagidae.